This is a messenger RNA of Sclerotinia borealis F-4128, 2181 nucleotides long. NCBI's taxonomy places the organism in Eukaryota, Fungi, Ascomycota, Leotiomycetes, Helotiales, Sclerotiniaceae. The record is from the annotation of a GenBank genome assembly.
AUGGCUCCUUGGACAUCGAAACCAGCGUCGGCUCAAGAUCAUGAGCAUGAUCUUUGUACAAUGUUGGAGAUUGAGGAACGGGUUGAUCUAACGCUCCUUGUUGCUGAUAUUACAGAGGUCAUGCAGAAGAAUAUCAGUGACAAUUUUGAUGCUUCCAUCAGCACAGGAGAAGCACCGGUCAAAGUCUUAGAAGUUGAUUAUAUAAACCCCAAUACUGAUGAUAGCAAGCCUGAGGAGGAAUCGGAAGAUGAGGAGAAAGCUCGACAAUUAAGGGAGAAGAGAGAAAAAGAAUUAUCGGCUCCCAAGAUGUUGGAGCUGAAGCAUGAUUCUCUCAAGUUCUUUCAAGAAUGGCAAGAGACAGUGAUAUCCAGAAUUGGAACAGUCGUCAACAAUCCAAAAGAAGUCACCGAAGAGCAGAAGAAAAAGGCCAGUGCAGAUUCAACUCCCAAUGCGCCACCGAAAACCAAAGUCGUUAGGCAAACUACGAAUGUUGUGGAGGCGGAUGCAGCUUUAGUAGAUCUUUACCCACCGACAUCCACAGCUCUUUACUCUUUACCAGAAGAGAAACGAGUGAUGCUUCUACAUGCUAUGCUACUACUUCUCCUUUCUUUGGAACACUACACAGCACAUUCCCGCAUUCUUCUGCUUCAUAUAGCAUCAUCGUUACACCUUCCUCUUCACAUCCUCACUGAGAUGGAGGUGAAGGUUGCACAAGGUCUCCUAGAGGCCGCCAAGAAGAUGUCUGGCAAUGAAGAGACACAAAAACGGAGCGACGAGAACAAAGUAGCCCGGAGAUGGAAGGUAGGACUUGCAGGUGUUGCUGGCGCCGCAAUCAUCGGCGUGACGGGUGGCCUCGCAGCUCCGUUAGUCGCUGGAGCUCUGGGCACAGUAAUGGGAGGGCUUGGCCUUGGUGCGACUACGGCGGCAGGAUUAUUGGGAGCUCUGGCUGAAAGUGGAGUUAUUGUUGGAAGUCUGUUUGGUGCUUAUGGUGCUAGCAUGACAGGCAAGAUGAUGGACUCUUACGCAAAAGAGGUUUCUGACUUUGCAUUUCUUCCGCUCGGAGGAUCGCCACAUCAAAAGUCUGUCAAGGAAAUAGCAGCAAAAGAUCGGAGAUUGAGAGUCACAAUAGGUAUUAGUGGAUGGUUGACCCAGAAAGAAGAUGUCAUCACCCCAUGGCGAGUUCUUGGACAUCAAAGCGAGGUCUUCGCCCUGCGAUAUGAACUUGAGGCCCUUUCUAAACUAGGGACAUCGUUAGAAUCGGUGGUAAAAAGUACAGCUUGGUCUAUCGCCAAGAAAGAGAUUAUUGCUCGAACGAUAUUCGCUAGUUUGAUGACCGCUCUCUGGCCGAUCGGGCUAUUGAAUAUCUCGAAAGUUGUAGACAAUCCAUUUUCGGUGGCUAAAAACCGAGCAGAUAAAGCAGGCCUAGUACUUGCGGAUGCACUUAUCAACAAGGCACACAGGGGAGAGGCCAAACGUCGAGCAUUCGGUUUAAUCGAAUCAGCAGUACUCAUCGGAGCGCCAGCUCCUUCCGACGCAAGUGCGUGGCGAGCUAUGCGCAGUGUAGUUUCUGGACGACUCGUGAACGUAUAUUCCGAGAACGAUUACAUACUGGCUUUUCUAUACCGUACCAGCAGCAUACAAUUUGGUGUUGCCGGUCUUCAAGAAGCCCAAGAUGUAAAAGGGAUCGAGAACGUCAAUGUAAGCGAGAUGGUGAGCGGUCACCUACGCUAUCAAUAUCUUGUGGGUACCAUUUUGGAAAAGAUAGGUUUUGAAGAUAUCGAUGUGGAGGAGGUUGCAAAGGAGGAAGAAACUUUGGAAUUGUUGGACGAGCAGGAGAAGAAAGAAGAAGAGGAGAAGGGAAAUGCGGAGGAUGUGAAUGUGGAUCCAGAGGUUGAGGCAAGGAAAUUGGAGAGGGAUGUCCAACUAAAGACUGAUGAGACCAUGAUGCAGCAAGGCGCGGAGAAGUUGGGGAGGAGAGGUGCCAGUGGAAAUUCGAUUUUAGAGUUGAGGGAGGUAAAUUGGGUAUCCUGGUGGCAGUUAUUGGCGGAGCAAGACGAGCAGGACAAUGUUAUAGGGGGCUCCUAUGAUGGUGAUGGAGAUUUGGACGUGGGCGAAAGGACUAUGGCAUACAUGGCGACUUUACUGAAUGCUGUGAAGCUGCAAAUGGGGUAUCAAUUCUGA